AUGGAUCCCGAGCCAUGGCUGGCAAGACCUGAUAUGUCAUCCCGAAGCGCGAGGUCACGACCCCGAGCCGCAAGUGAUGUCCUUGACCGCAAGACCGCCAUCCGCGGGGAGGUGUCCCUGAGCCGCGGAGUGGUGACCGCGAGCCACGAGGUGAUGAUCGCGAUCUGCGAGGUGGUGACCGCGAGCCGCGAGAUGGUGACCGCGAGCCGCGAGGUGGUGACCGCGAGCCGCUAG
Arabis nemorensis is the source of this 234-nucleotide messenger RNA. The record is from the annotation of a GenBank genome assembly. NCBI's taxonomy places the organism in Eukaryota, Viridiplantae, Streptophyta, Magnoliopsida, Brassicales, Brassicaceae.